Messenger RNA from Cynara cardunculus var. scolymus (artichoke), 820 nucleotides. RefSeq names its product putative lipid-binding protein At4g00165. The record is from RefSeq and is a predicted model, not a curated record. The transcript has 3 exons. Lineage: Eukaryota; Viridiplantae; Streptophyta; Magnoliopsida; Asterales; Asteraceae. The coding region runs from base 5 to 646 and encodes 213 amino acids.
AACCAUGAUCAUUGCAAGCCUAAUCCACUAUUUGUUGCCAAUCCUCACCGUCCUACUGGCUUCCACCUUUCUUCUAAUAACCGCCAGCCACCUAACGCCGCCUCCAUCUUCUCCGGCUCCUGGAGGCUGCGCCGAUUCUGUUAUCUCCUUUUCGCCUUGCCUUCCCUACAUAUCUGCACCGCCAAAUGACCUCUCGGAUGAUCCUUCAUCUCAAUGCUGCGACAUCUAUGAUGGAGCCUUUGAUUCCGGCGAGGCUGAAUGUCUCUGUUACCUUGUUCGUCAGAGCACGCUCCUCGGUUUUCCUAUUAACGCCUCCAAGCUGCUUUCCUUAUCAGAUCUCUGUGCACUUAGUAACAAUAGCCAGGCGAAUAAUACGGAUCUCUCUCUCCAGUCCAUCUGUUCAGGCUCACCAACUCUGCCUCCGCUCCUGAGCACGACAAAGAAGCCCCAUUCAGGUUCUCAUGCUCCUCUGCCACCGUCAGCAACCACCAUACCAAGUUCUGCCAAGAAUGCAUCUAGACCAGUAAGACCACCCACCAGCAGGCCAUCUACGUCAAAGCAGAGGAACAAUGGCAACUAUCCGAAACCAUCAUAUGCCAUUGAUCUCCUGUCCAUUUGUUGGUAUUUUUUGAUCAAAUUCCAGUAGGUAUCUUGGAUUUACAGCAGGGAUGGAAGUAGAUCUGGCGCAUAAAGUCUUGUUUUCUCUGAAUCAGUUUUGGUGCAAUUUAGGAAUUAGACCACAUCAUGUAAAGACGUUUGAUGUACAUGGUAAAGAGUAAAGACUGAGGGUAUGUGUUUCAAUAAAUAAUGUGCAAUUAUA